GGGUGCUGCACCAGAAUCGCGCUGUACUCGCCAUACGACGCUGCACGUGUCUGCAGACCAUCAGUUUCUGCUACUCAGUGACCUUGCCCCAGCCCUGCGAGGGAAAACGGCAUCAAAUUCUGCUCCGUAGACUCUGAGAGCACCUAUGGCGUCUGCGGGCGACCGCUGGACCCAGAAGCCCCAAUACCGCGUCGGUCUCUUGGUCCUGGAACGGAAACGUGAUGGCUUCGACGUCGCCUGGGGCAAAAAGACGCGCGGCAAGUGCUGGGAAGCUUUGGUGACGAUCUGCGGCAACAACGGCUACGCCCUCAAGCCGCUCAACGGCGACCACGAGCGCGUGGCCGACGACCGAAGCCUGAGGCGAGCGCUGCAGAAGGCCCACGUGGACGUGGACGUCGUCGUCGCCACGCAGCCCACGAUCUCCGACGGAAGGCUGGCGGCGGUGCUCGCGCAGGCCUGCGCCGUGCCUGUUGUGCUGUGCAGUGCAUAAAUCUUGACCUCCACGCCAUCGCCGCGACGCCAGCUCGAUCCACUGCACCUGACUGACUGAUUGAUUUGUGCACAGGUAUUGUGGGCGACGCCCGAGAACCCCGACGUGCGCGGCUCACCCGUCGGCGGCGUCUCGUCCAAUUCGCUCGUGGGCACGCACUUGUUUGCGGCGACGUUGCGGCAGCUCGGAAGGCGGGACGUCGAGCUUGUAUAUCAAGAUCAAGACUGGACCGCGGCCGCUUCGCAAUUGAGUCGCGCUAUAGCUCGAGCGGCGGGCACCGCUAGGAUAAAGACGGCCAAGAUCGGGCUCAUUGGUCAUCAGGCGCCGGGUUUUGUCGAUCUACAUCCAGAUCCCUUCGCUUUGCACAAGACCUUCCAGGGCUGUGUUCUCGAACACGUCGGGCUCGCGGAUCUUGUACAGGCGGCGGACGGCAUCGACCAGGCUAGCGUUGACGCCAGUGCAUAAAUCAAAUUGUCGCGGCGCGUCCUCCACGCCAUCGAUGCGCACCCGACUCACUGGUUGAUUUCCACACAGGUCGACGCGGACCGCAAAGUUAAUGUGCCCGGGGCCUUCGCAGACCGAGUGGACGACGAACGAUCAUCGCGUCUCUACAUCGCGCUCAAGCGCCUCGUUGAGGCGGAGAACUUGGAUGCGAUCGCGAUCCGUUGCUGGCCCGAGCUGCCGCGCGACUACGGCCAGUGGCCUUAUUUGGCCGUGACGCGCCUCGCCGACGAGGGCCUGCCCGUUGCAUGCGAAGGAGAUGUUGAUGGUGCUCUGACGAUGCUCUGCUGCAAGUUCCUAGGCUGCGGCGCGCCCUACAUCUCGGACUGGCUCGAGCACGACCAAACGAGUUUUGUAUGCUGGCACGGAGGCAUGUGCCCCACGUGCCUCACGAGCGACCCCGGGGACGGCGGAGGCCCCCGUAUUCGCCCUCAUUUCAAUAACAAGAAGCCCGCCGUCGUCGACGCAACGCUGAAACCGGGCAUGGACCUGUGUGGAAAUCAACCAGUGCGUCGGGUGCGCCACGCCAUCGAGCAGGCGUCGCGUCGAUGGCGUGGAGGACGACGCGACGAUUCAGCACGAGCGCGCCGUAAAAUAUGAUUUCACAGGUAUGGAUGUAACAGUCUGCCGGUUUUGGGUCUGCGACGGCGCGUAUCACGCCAUGAUCUGCAACGGCCGGUCCAAGCCCGCGAAACGUCCGCUGUCAGGAAAUAAUGGUCUUGUGCAGCUGGAUCUCUCGGACCGCGGCGGCCGAGACCUCUUCGCGUGCUUCGAGGACUGGGUCAUCCAGUACGGUAUGCCGCACCACGUGAUCAUCUGCCAGGGCCACCACAAGGCCUCGCUUGUGAAGUUCGCCGCGGCGCGGGGCGUCAAGGUCGUCUAGCUCGAAGUGUCGUGUCCUCCUCCGUCCGAGUCGAUUUGUAAUUUAUUUAUUC
This is a messenger RNA of Pelagomonas calceolata, 1926 nucleotides long. NCBI's taxonomy places the organism in Eukaryota, Pelagophyceae, Pelagomonadales, Pelagomonadaceae. The record is from the annotation of a GenBank genome assembly.